UACCUACAACAACAAAUAUAAGAACGAUGUUAUUUCACAAGAAGUGUAUUUAGCACGUACCAAUGUUACGUGCGGACUAAGAUCACCUUUUGAUAUUAUCAGUUUCAUCAAAAAUCACGUAUCAAUCGGCCGUUUUAGUAUAUUGUGUUAAUGUGCUAGAAUAAUAAUUGGGUAAGUUCAGCUGUAGCAGAAAUUUCUUAAGGUAUUCAUAAUGGUCACCCAAACCACGACGAUUCAGAAGAGAAAAAUGGAGGAAGACUUUUAUGAUCGACUCUUAACACAAGAGCCCCAAUUUUUUGCACCAAUCCGUCGUUUAGAGAAACGAUUGGGAUUUAUAACACCAUUAUUAUGGUCAAACGUAAUCCUUAUAUCAUUAUUCCACAUUAUUGUACCAAUUUGUUAUAUACACCAAAUAUUUAGCGGACAACACUGUUCUACGAAAACAACAAUUGUUCAGUGCAUAUUUGGACAGAUGGCAGCAUUUGGUAUAACUGCGGGUGCGCAUAGAUUGUGGUCCCAUCGUUCUUAUAAAGCAAGGAUGCCUUUAAAACUCCUUUUGUUAAUGUUCUACGCUAUCGCUGGUCAGAACAAUCUGUAUAACUGGGUCCGCGAUCAUCGCGUCCACCACAAAAGGUCUGAAACACCAGCAGAUCCCCACGAUGCUAAGCGAGGGUUCUUCUUCUCACAUGUUGGAUGGCUGAUGAUGAGGAAACACCCUUACGUCAUUAGGGAAGGCUCCAAGAUUGACAUGAGCGAUAUAACCAGUGAUCCCGUACUGGUUUUCUUUAAUCGAUACUUUAACAUGCUGAAAUUCCUUUUCUGCUUCUUCAUACCAAUUGUAACACCAAUUUGGUGGUUUGGUGAGCCAGCUUAUCAGGCAAUUGUGGCUGCAAUGGUUCGAUACUUCAUUACACUAAAUGCCACUUGGUCGGUGAACAGUUUCGCACAUCUUCAUGGGUUGAGGCCCUAUGACAAAUCUAUUCUACCAUCAGAGAACCUUGGAGUUUCGAUCUUCGCAAUGGGUGAGGGCUGGCAUAACUUCCACCACACGUUCCCCUGGGAUUACAAAGCAGCUGAAUUACCGUACUUUGUGAAUCCCACCACAGUAUUUUUAGACCUCGCUGCUUAUGGUGGAUUAGCGUACGAUUUGAAAACUGCGUCACCGGAACUUAUAAAGGCGGUUGCGGAUAAGAAAGGGGAAUAGAUGAAUUAAUUUUAAGGGAAUUAGUGAGAUUUUUAUUAAAAUAAUUUUAUUGUCCAAGUAUUAAACGUUUCGAUAAAUUAUAAA
Molecule: messenger RNA, 1288 nt
Organism: Pieris napi
Lineage: Eukaryota; Metazoa; Arthropoda; Insecta; Lepidoptera; Pieridae
Product: acyl-CoA Delta-9 desaturase-like
Exons: 6
Coding region: 212-1204 (330 amino acids)
Biological process (GO): unsaturated fatty acid biosynthetic process
Cellular component (GO): endoplasmic reticulum membrane
Molecular function (GO): iron ion binding; stearoyl-CoA 9-desaturase activity
Source: RefSeq, a predicted model, not a curated record